Molecule: messenger RNA, 2144 nt
Organism: Lagopus muta (rock ptarmigan)
Lineage: Eukaryota; Metazoa; Chordata; Aves; Galliformes; Phasianidae
Gene: ARID5A
Product: AT-rich interaction domain 5A
Exons: 6
Coding region: 342-2129 (595 amino acids)
Biological process (GO): regulation of transcription by RNA polymerase II
Cellular component (GO): nucleus
Molecular function (GO): transcription cis-regulatory region binding
Source: RefSeq, a predicted model, not a curated record
GGGAAACGGGACCCCCAGCGUUGCGCCCUUCUUUCUCAGCUUUUUGCGGGGACACGACUCUUGUUUUUAUUUUCUUUAAAGCCUUUUGAGCGGCUUUUUCCCCCAAAGUUGGAACGGGCAGGGAGCGGCAAAGCGGAAGGGGGGGGGGAUCCUAAAAUUUGUUAUUUUGGGGGAGGGGUCCUACAGUAUUUUUAGGGUGGGCCCGCAGCAUAAGUGACAGCAGGGCUUGAACGAUGGCGAUUUCUCCUUAUUUGGAAGGGGAGAGACGAUUUGGGGGCAAUCUGCCCCUUAUUUUCCAGCCGCAGGGCCCGUCCUAAAGGCGUGGAGAGGGGGGGACACGCAUGGAGGACAGCCAGGAACAGCACGGGGGGGGCGAGGAGCCCCCCGCCAGCACCGAGCCCACCGAGACACCAAGCCCUGAGCAGGCAAAGCCAGCAGAUGCCAAUGGUGAGAAAGAGGAGGAGGAGGCCUUCCUCGUCAGCCUCUACAAGUUCAUGAAGGAGAGGCACACACCCAUCGAGAGGAUCCCACACCUCGGCUUCAAGCAGAUUAACCUGUGGAAGAUUUACAAAGCAGUGGAGAAGCUGGGAGCUUACGAGCUGGUAACAGGGAGACGGCUGUGGAAGAAUGUGUACGAUGAGCUGGGCGGCAGCCCGGGCAGCACCAGCGCAGCCACGUGCACCCGGAGGCACUACGAGAGGCUGGUCCUCCCAUAUGUGCGGCACCUGAAGGGUGAGGAUGACAAGCCGCUGCCUCCCAGCAAACCCCGCAAGCAGUACAAGGUCUCCAAGGGCACCGAGAUGGGUGAGAAGAGCAGGAGGAGCAAGAAGGAGAAGGGGCGGGAGCAGGUGGCACCGGAGAAGGCAAAGCCUGAAGUGGCAGCCACCCCUACAGCCAGCAAGGAGGACCCAACAGAGGCCCAGGAGCAAGGCCAGCCAGCAGAGGGACGCACCAGCCCCACGGCCCCGGCCCCAAACCCUUCUGCAGGGUGUCCCAGCACCUGCCGAGCCCACGCUGAAGCCUACAAACGCCUCUUCUCCAGCUUUUACUCCAAAGGCAACCACCCCAUCAUGUCUCCGCUGGCCAAGAAGAAGCUGCUGGCUCAGGUGAGCAAGGCAGAGUCCUUGCACUGCCUCAAACGCCACUGCCUGGAGGGCAGGGAGGUGGCGAGCAGCGCUCACCCCAACCCAGAGCCCAGCCAGCCAGCUGUCAGCCCCCACCUCAAAGAGCAGAGGAGCCCGGAGGCACCAGGAUUGAAGGACACCCCCCGGGGAGGCUGGAGCGAGGCAGGACCCAUCCCCAGCGCAUCCCCUGGCAGGACGGACAGACAGCCUUACCCAAGAGCUGAGGACGGGGGCCCUGCGCCCGCUGUCUUCACCGGCUUCUUCCACGCCUAUCGCAACGAGGUGCUGAAACCCAUCAGCUGCCACCCCUUUGGGGGAUAUUUCUCCAACCUGAAGGAUUUCUUGGAACCACAACCUGAGGACGCGGAGGCCGGCCAAGAGCAGCCCCAAGACCUGCGGAGCAAAGCGUGGAGCAGGGAGAGCCCGCAGCCGGCCGCCUUCGCUGCCGUCAAAGCCUGCUGGGUGCCCCCGGGGGCCGGCUUCGCCCCACUGACACGGAGCCCCACAGCACCCACAGCCAAACGGAGCCGGGACGAGGAGGCUUUGGGCCCCAGCAGGAAGCUGCAGGUCGUUUCCCCCUUUCUCCACGAAACUGAAGGCAGGGACAAGGGCGCUGGCUCGCCCAGGAGCCACCAAGGAUUGGCCAAACCCAAAGCCAUCAUUCCCGGACCCGGCUACGCCGCUCCGCUCACCUCAGUGCCUCAAGGCCCAGAUGUUUACAAGGGAGCCAUGCUGCGCUUCCCGGUGAACUUCAGCAACUCCCUGGAGCACCUGAAAAACCAGGCAGCCCCAGCGGUGCCGUCUCUCUCCAUCAACCCCUUCAUCAUCCCUGCUUUCCCCAGCCCUGUGAUAGCCACCUCCGUGCAGCCCUCCGACCCCAGGCACUACCCGACGUCCUAUCAGGGCUCACUGCAGCACCGGCUCUACCCCACAGCGACUUGGCACAGCCAGCACACCUACAGCACCCCACACACCUCUGCUUUCCACCGUAACACCAAGCUGUAGGGCUGCUGUCCUGCU